UCGACUCUCGAGCGUCUCACAACUUAAGUUUCCAAUACCAAAGGAAAGCUUGCACAAGCCCAGAUGAAGAUCCGUUGAUCUGUUGAAGCCCACUUAACGAAAUCACAAGAAAUGUUUGACCUCCACCAAAGCUUAAAGGGUUUCUCUGGAUGGGAGGAUACUCCUGCACCAGAAGACGAAGCAGCCCCAAGCCCGUUCAUAGACGAGCCGUGGAGGAAGAUCAAGGGAUGGGGUGAAAGCACAAGAAAAGAGCUGAAGUCCGAAAUACAGGACCUUAAACCAGAGCGGUUUGAUGUACCGACCUUUAAUGUUAUUCUCACUGGCCAAAUCGCAGCAGGAAAGUCUAGCUUUUACAACAGUAUUAACAGCAUUUUUAGCAAUCGCGUACUUCCUACUAAAGCAACUUCUGGGGAAAUGGGCCAAAGUUUUACAAAACAGUUCAAGAUGUAUCCAUUCACACACAACGCCAACAUCAGGAUCGGCGACACUAUGGGCUUAGAUGUAAACAGCAGUGAAGUUGAUAUCCGGAAUAUAUUUAAAAUAUUGGACGGACAUGUACCGAAUCUUCAUGAGUUUCAGUCUGACGAAGAAUUCCUUCCAGACAAUCCGGACUACAUUCUACACCCUUCACUUGCAGAAAGAGCUCACUGUGUAGCUCUUGUGAUUAAUGCAAAUAAGCUCCCAAUCAUGCAGCAUUGCCAGGUGCGAAAGCUGAAAAACUUGGCAGUAGGCAUUAUCAAUCGAGGAAUACCUAUUAUUGUUGUGUUGACUCAUCUGGACGAGUUCCACCCUGAAGUUAGUGAAGACAUCCGAAAAACCUAUCGCAGUGGGCUGUUAAAGGAUCUGGUGGUCAAACUUAGACCCAUGCUGCAUGGCCUCCCAGAAAACCUGAUAUUUCCUGUUAUUAACUAUCACAAAGAGGUUGAACUUGACGUUGGCAUGGAUGUUCUUCUGUUGUAUGCUCUACGCUCCAUGAUUUAUGCUGCUGAAUGCUAUCUCGAAAACCUAACAGCUUCGUAAAAGGCAAAAAAUACGUUGUCACGUUAAAUCAAAUGUUUUAAAAGGUUAAAACCUUUUUUAAACUUUCGAAAGCACAUUCUCACAACCGAGUUUUCUACGGUAAAGCACUUACACGACUCUCUAGCAAAGAAUCAUUAUUGCACAUCAAAGCCUGAAAAGCAUGACUACAAUCCUUCUAGAAGGAAACCAUAGGGUCCUUUCCUGUGUAAUUCCUCCAUUUAAUUAUUAAUAACAGCAACAAAUGUAAACAAUGAAAGUGUCAACUUUCAUAAUUAAGUUCUUUUGAAACCUGUGUAAAAAAGUAAGAUUUCUUUUUAAAUUUCUUUUGUUGAUGUGUUCCUGUCUCUUCUCUUAAAUCUUCUUUGUUCUUCCCAUCAUCAGGUACUUUUGCAAGGGUGGCCUCUUCUGGGUAUUUAGAGCGGUCUUGACUAUUUGGUUGCUGACCCAUUAUGCACUUAUCAUUUACAUACUAUUACUAUUACUUUACCUAUUUCUUAUGUAACACCCAACGCUCCGCACGGACCUUUUCUUCCUGCUGUACCACAGGGAGCCCAAGCAAUGACUUUGAACCUAUAAUAGUUAAAAAUAGAAUUUUACUUAAAAAA
Molecule: messenger RNA, 1625 nt
Organism: Exaiptasia diaphana
Lineage: Eukaryota; Metazoa; Cnidaria; Anthozoa; Actiniaria; Aiptasiidae
Product: interferon-induced protein 44-like
Exons: 6
Coding region: 112-1020 (302 amino acids)
Source: RefSeq, a predicted model, not a curated record